UUUCUAUGAAUAUUGGUGGCGGGUUGACGGAUUUGGGCUGGUUGGCUUCCUGUGACUGCUCAGCAUUGUCGGUGAGCAUUUGGGUGUCUUCAUUGAGAAGGGCUAAUGGAAAGAAGCGAUUUGGAGAGAUGAAAAUACUAGUGUCUUUUUUAGGAUGUGGUGAAGUGGGAGUAAUGGGAGAUCUUUGGCGUUUACCCUAG
Cinara cedri is the source of this 200-nucleotide messenger RNA. Lineage: Eukaryota; Metazoa; Arthropoda; Insecta; Hemiptera; Aphididae. The record is from the annotation of a GenBank genome assembly.